Messenger RNA from Drosophila bipectinata, 3580 nucleotides. It is a transcript of the gene nkd, whose product is annotated as naked cuticle. Lineage: Eukaryota; Metazoa; Arthropoda; Insecta; Diptera; Drosophilidae. The record is from RefSeq and is a predicted model, not a curated record. Gene Ontology annotation, cellular component: cytoplasm. Gene Ontology annotation, biological process: negative regulation of Wnt signaling pathway.
CACAUACGUAUAGAUCAAAUAAACCAGCGCAAUAUGCGCAAAUUAAACUAAAAUGCAGCACAUCAGAGCUGUAAAAACUUUUACGACUCCCCCCCAACCAUUGCCGCCAACCUGCUUUGAUGCUGCUGCUGCCAGUGUUGUUGGUAACUCUGCACUGCCACCACCACCACCACCCGCACAGUCGAAAAUAAUACCAGAUACAAAUUAAGGUCGCCCAGCGGCAGCGCAUAAACACGGUAGAAGUUUUCUACCUGAGAGUAUAUUAGUCUCUGGGUCCUUAGAUCGUUACACAAAAGGAUAUCCCACCCGGAGAAAGAGUGAGGACAGCGACGUGUGGAAGCGAGACGCACAAACACAAAGGCCGUAAAACAUUUUGGACGGUGCUGGCUGCAGGUCCUCCACCUCGCAGGACUCGUAAAUUUCCAACCCAACCAACCCACCCAAAAUCCACAAAAACAACCAGGAAGAAGCAGCCAAAAAUUUUUAAGAAAUCACCAAGUAACUGCAUUCACUGCCAGUCCUCCUCAUACACAUACCAACAAACAAAUAUAUAUAUAUAUAAAAUAAAUAUAUAUAUAUAUUCUGGCAGAGAUGGCGGGCAACAUUGUCAAAUGGUGGAAGCAUAAAAUUCUCGGCGGCUACAAACAAUUCUCAGUCCAGGAAUGCACCACAGACUCCGAGGAGCUGAUGUACCACCAGGUGCGCGCCUCCUCCUCCUGCAGCGCCCCGCCGGACUUGCUGCUGGUCAGCGAACGUGACAAUAAUAUACAACUGCGAUCGCCGGUGGUGAACAUAAUCACAACGCCGCCGGGCAAUGCCUCCGUCGGUGGCAGUGGCAAGCCAUCCCAGCAGCACCACCAUCCACAGGCCCACUUGCCCCACCAGCAUCACUCACGGCAUCAGUCCGGCCAGCCACAGGAUGUGAGCAGCGGUGGCAGCCACAGUAAACAUUUGCGCAUCAGCAGCAGUUCAAAUGGCAAGCACGGAAAAUAUUCAAAUAUGCAUCAACAGCAGACGCUGCCGCAUCAGGACGAGGAUGUGGUGGACGCAGCAGCUGCUGGCAUGCAGCAAUCACACGGCGGCCACGCCCAAACCCAAUCCCACUCCCGCCACCUGCACCACCACAAAGAGGAGCGCAUCCGUUUGGAGGAAUUCACCUGCGACGUGUCGGUGGAGGGCGGAAAAUCAUCACAGCCGUUGCAGUUCUCGUUCACGUUCUACGACCUGGACGGCCACCACGGCAAGAUAACAAAGGACGACAUUGUGGGCAUUGUGUACACCAUAUACGAGUCCAUUGGCAAGUCGGUGGUGGUGCCCCACUGCGGCAGCAAGACAAUCAACGUGCGGCUCACCGUCAGUCCCGAGGGUAAAUCGAAAUCGCAGCCGGUCGGUGUGCCAACCGGAUUCAGUAGUGGAAAACUGAAGAAAUUGCCCACGGGUCUGUCGGCCAUGUCAAAAACCGUGGGUGGUGCGGGCGGCGCGGGGCUGGGUGGGUCAGGUGGUGGUGCAGCGCUAACGACAUCCGCCGGCAACCGCCGUCAGCAUCGCUAUCGACCUCGCAAACUGAUUAAGUCCGAUGACGAGGACGAUGACAGCAACAGCGACAAGGAGAAGGACACGGCCCCCACCACCACGACCACGUCCGAGCAGCCCAGCGGCAGCGGGGGCAAGUCGUCGGGAAAGAGCCAUCACCACCAGAGCCAUCAGGCGUCCAGGUACCAUCAGAAGAACAAUGCCAAAGCGGAGCAGUGCUGUUCCGGGGAGCAGCACACACCGGACAAUGGCCACAAUACCUACGAGAAUAUGCUGAAUCUCAAGUGCUGCAAGCCGGAGCAGGGCGCUGAUCUGGUCGACUGUCCAUCGCACCGCCACUCGCACCACCAGCAGCUCCGGCAGCAGGACAUCUACAUGAAGCAGGCCACCCAGCGGGUCAAGAUGCUGCGAAGGGCGCGCAAGCAAAAGUACCAGGAUCACUGCCUCGAAACGCGUCAACGCAGCUUGUCGGUGGGCAAUGAUUCCUCCUGGCAGAACCGUCAUCUGCAACCACAAGUGGUGCAGCAGGCAGCUGCCACCACGCCCACCCAGUCGCUGAACCACAAGAGUGCCUCGGUGUCACCACCGUUAGUGGGCGGGGGUGGUGAGGUGAUGCUCGAUGGUGUGCAAUUGCGUCAGCCACGCCCCCAAUCCCUCACCCACCAGCAACAACAGCAGCAACAGCAGAGGAAAUCAGCCGAGUGCUGGAAAUCGGCUCUGAAUCGAAACGAUUUGAUUAGCAUCAUCAGGGAGAGCAUGGAGAAGAACCGCCUGUGUUUUCAGCUGAAUGGAAAACCCCAAGCCAAUGUGAGUCCCAUACAACAACCACAACAACAACAACAACGCCAACGCUGCAAUACGGGCUCGAAAAUACCAACGUUAAUUGCCAACCACAGUCCGGGUCCGGUGGCAUCCGGCCCGCAAUCGCCGCUCAGCUGCAGUCCGCCCUUGGUUACGGUGGACAGCAACAAUACCAGCAGCAACACCUGCAUUCCGGCACCAACACCGGCAGCCAACGAGGGCAACGGUGGCAGCAACCAGCACAGCAACCAUCACAGCAGCCACCACGAGCAUCCCCAACCUCACAUACCCAUCUACCACCAGCAGCUGGCCAUUAAUCCGGCCGUGUUGGCCGCCCAACAAACUCACAAUACGGCCCACAACAAACUGAAUCUAUGCGGCUACGAUUCCUUUCUGCAUGCCACUAUCUGUGGCGGCGGUGCAGCCGCCCACUCGCCCCCACCCCCGCCCAGCAACGUGGCUACGGUGCAACCGAUACCCAAAAAGACUGCCAAGAACCUGAACCUCUUGCAGGGAUACCAGCGACUGGGGCAGCAGCACCUCAGCCAGCAGGAUCAGCCGGCCCAGAGGAGCAGCAAGGACUACAAGAACUACGGCAAUCUCAUCUAUGCCAAGCUGAGCGAGCAGCUGCAGCAGAAGGAGAGGGAGCAGAGGCGCAGUCAGCGGCACAAGUUGCAACAGCAACAGAAGUUGCAGGAGCAGCACAACCAGCUGAAGGAGCUGCCACAGUCCGUGGAGCAGCGCCCACCCACCUCGAACUCCAGUUCUGGGGCGUCCAAGAUCUACGGAGAUGCCCUGGAGUGUGCCCAUCUGCUGGCCAGCGAGGAGGAGGAUCUGCCGCCCAGUCCGGUGACCAGCACGCCCCGGAAAGUGGUCAGCACUGACACGUUGAUCGACCUUAACGACGAUGUGGGGGAAGCUGUGGCCGAGGCCGUCACCGAAAGUGGCAAGCAGUCCCUGGAGGGGGUAGAGGAGGGUCAAGCCGCAGAGGUGGAACUGGACACCAGUGCCUCCAGCUCGAUGAUUCAUCGCUAUGUGCACGAGCACAUCCACCAUCACUACCAUCACUUCAAGGAGCAGCAAGACGUCUAGAGAUCGAUUGAAAACUAUAAACUAUUUGAAUGUUGCUUGUGUUUUGCAGUCUAUUGAUUAAUGUAGCGCCAAUUGUAAUUUAAAGUUAGCAUUUAUCGACUAAAUCAGAAAAACUAAAAUCCGAAAGAAACUUAAAUCUUAAAUAUGAAGAAAC